AUGUCACACCAAAAACCCACCGCAUGGCCUCUGGCAGACGCUGCCUUGACACAAAAACUCCUGAAUUUGCUUCAACAAGCGAUGCAUUACGACCAGGUCAAGAAAGGUGCAAAUGAAGUCAUGAAGUCUCUAACCCGAGGCAUCUCGGAGAUCGUCGUUCUCGCGGCUGACACCGUUCCUCUCGCAAUAUUAAUGAAUAUUCCGGCGCUACGUGAAAGCAAAAACGUCCUAUAUGUGUUUGUACCUAGCAAGCAGGCGAUGGGUCGAGCGUGCGGUAUUAGUCGGCCAAUCAGCGCGAUCACUAUGAACUCGAACGAUGCCAGUGAGCUGGCUCACAUCAUUGAGCAGACUAAGAACAAGGUGGAGCGACUUUCAAUCUAA
Messenger RNA from Penicillium griseofulvum, 381 nucleotides. RefSeq names its product Ribosomal protein L7Ae/L30e/S12e/Gadd45. Bases 1 to 381 code for a protein of 126 amino acids. The record is from RefSeq and is a predicted model, not a curated record. Gene Ontology annotation, biological process: mRNA splicing, via spliceosome; maturation of SSU-rRNA. Gene Ontology annotation, molecular function: RNA binding. The transcript is spliced from 3 exons. Lineage: Eukaryota; Fungi; Ascomycota; Eurotiomycetes; Eurotiales; Aspergillaceae. Gene Ontology annotation, cellular component: small-subunit processome; precatalytic spliceosome; U4/U6 x U5 tri-snRNP complex.